GUUUCUGAAGGUUAAAGAAUCGCAAGUUCAGCGUUAUCGUGACUGUUUCAAGGUGUGAUAAAAAAUCUCGAAGAGGUAUUAUAAUUACAUCAUGAGAGGCAAUUAAAUUCGAGUAGAGGUGUGUAACGUAUUCGUUGUCAAGUUUCUCAUGGUAUUUAACAGUGAUUGCGAUGGCGACUUGGAUAUCCAGAACUGAAUUAUCUUAAUAUCUACAUUUCAGAAAAGAGUUCCUUAGUUUCCACAUAUUUACUUCUUUUUGACAGAACAUAGAGAACAAAUCAUCCACAUAGUGUCUAGCUAUGCAAAAGAAACUUACUCUUCUUCUCGUCUGCAUCUUCAGCACUACCUUUGCCCAAAGAGGUUCAUUCGCGGGCAACCGGGUUAUAGGGGUACCAGAUCAGGCCAGUAGGUUCACGAACGGUACCACAGAUGGCAGCACUUCUGAUAGUAACCUCCAGUUUGCUGGUAGAUUCAGCUCAAAUGAAACUUCUUCCACCUUGAGAAUCCCGGUAGAUGCAAGAGGUGAUGAGAAUUUGGUGAAGAGGCUAGAAACUUGGCCCAGAGAGAACCGACCAUUCUGGUUGGUGAACGCCCAACUAAUUGAAAGUCAAAGAGAUCCUCUUGGAACUAGAAACAACUUCCAAGACAGUAGUCAGGGACAGGAAGCUUCCUAUCCUACCUUAAGAAAUAGGAUACAGCCUGGCAUAUCACAAGUUCAAAACAACAGUGAAGAGGAUUGGAGACUUGUGCCUUGUUUGAAACCCGUGAAUUCGACUUCGUUCUUUAUUUAUGGAGAUAGAGGAGUGAUUCGUCAGUAUAUUUAUGAUCCAGUUAAAGAUGGGUGGUUCCGCAAAACUCAUUCGGGAUCUGAUUAACUGAGGCUUUGCAAUGGAGGCCUUCCAAAAUGUGAUUUGCUUCCUCUCCGUAUGAGUUACUGUAAUAUUGUAAUGGAACUUCAGAUGAAACAUUUCAGCUGAAUAAAAUUUUAUAUUCAAUGAA
This is a messenger RNA of Leptinotarsa decemlineata (Colorado potato beetle), 999 nucleotides long. RefSeq lists its product as uncharacterized. Lineage: Eukaryota; Metazoa; Arthropoda; Insecta; Coleoptera; Chrysomelidae. The record is from RefSeq and is a predicted model, not a curated record.